GACCAUCCAUACCAUACACCGCCAGGAGGUCGCAACAGCUGACCGUCUGUUCUCUUCCUGGACUCGGUGCAGACAUCUCGCACAAUUUCCUAGAAUUACCCUCACGACGAUAAGGUUACGCUGGCCACUUCUUUUCGGCUUCUGUCUCAUCCUGGUUUCAGUGAACACUAGACACUGAACACUGCACAAUGGCGAUGAUAUCCACACAAUUGAGGAACUUCAGGGAACCUACGAAGGACCAGCUCACCCAGCUUUUCUUCUCCUUACCUCUGGAUGCCCAGGUCGGUGUAGGAGAGAAGGUAAAUGAGCAGGAGAGAAUGGACAUCAGUGCGGUCCUGACACUGGGUCAGGAUGCGGAGGAGGAUCCAUACCCAGGGAAGCUGUACUUGCUCCCGCCAUAUCUGACAUUCAGUUCACUUGAUCGCAAGUCCGUACGGUUCACGCUUCCGCUAUGUACAAUUCGCCGAGUUGAGAGGUUGAACGCUCGUGCGGGAAUUUAUGCGCUGAGUUUGUCGCUAUGGCAUGGCAUGAAGAUCGUCGUACAGCUGACAUCACUAAGGCCUACUGCCGAUCUCUUCUGUGCUUUGCUUCGGGAUGCACUCAAGGCAGAACUUCAGCGUGGUCAAAUGAAGGCUGUUAAAGGCUUUGUCAAGACAUGCUACUCUGAAGUCCUUGUUGCCAGUUCCGGGGACGACAGCAAGGAUAGUGCGGCUAGCAAAGCAGAUGGGGACGUUUCUGAUAGCUCCGAGUCCAUGUAUCUCGGGGGACUGGGACUCAAGUUCAAGUUCCCCGGUGACCCCAAGAAGCUAAGAGAGGCCUCGAAAAGUAAACUGUGGACUACAUACCUCAAAUGCCACGGACGAAAUCUUACUCUCCUUCGAUAUCCACAAUGUACUCGUUUGGUUCAGGUAGGACUACCCAAUCGGCUCCGUGGGGAGAUGUGGGAAACCCUCUCUGGCUCAAUAUACCUGCGAUUUGCCCACCCUGGAAUGUACGAACGUAUACUGAAAGAUAACGAAGGACGGACAAGUACAAGUACGGAAGAAAUUGAGAAGGACCUUCACCGGAGCUUGCCUGAAUACUCGGCGUAUCAGAGUGAAGAAGGUAUCGGUGCUCUCAGAAGGGUGCUCCAAGCCUAUUCCUUCAGGAACACCGAGACUGGUUAUUGUCAGGCGAUGAAUAUACUUGCGGCCGCAAUUCUGAUCUAUAUGUCUGAAGAGCAGGCAUUCUGGUUACUUGAAGUCAUUUGUGAUCGUUUGCUACCGGGCUAUUACAGUCCUUCAAUGCAUGGAACUCUACUCGAUCAGCGCGUAUUCGAGUCACUGGUACACCGCUGUCUUCCUGUCAUCUACGACCACUUCACGCAAGUCGACGUCCAACUAUCGGUCGCGUCCCUUCCUUGGUUCCUGAGUUUAUUUAUCAACAGCAUGCCUAUGGUGUUUGCUUUCCGGAUAAUAGAUUGUUUCUUCUGCAUGGGACCCAAGGUACUAUUCCAAGUAGCUUCAUCGUUGAUCACGACGUAUCCUCCCCUUACUCACAUUCAAACAGCUAUACUCAAAAUCAACGGAGAAAAGCUUCUCCAGAUUCAGGAUGACGGUGGAUUCAUUCAUCUGAUGAGAGAGUACUUCGCGUCCUUGGGUGAUUCAGCACAUCCGGAGUCUUCAGAUCCCCGUGCACGCGCAAUCACACGUUUCCAAGAACUUCUCCUAGUCUCUUUCCGAGAGUUCGCGGUUAUUACGGAUGACACCAUUCUCAACGAACGUCGCAAGUUCCGAAGCGAGAUCGUUACCAGUAUCGAGUCUUUCUCCAAACGGUCGGCGAUUCGGAACCUCAAGACUUUGGAGCGCUUCACUAAGGAGCAAGCAGGUCUCAUCUACGAUGCCUUGUUCAAGGCCAUCUGUGUCGAACCACCUCCAGUUGCCCCGUUACCGCCUGUCGCUUUGUUGACUACGAAAGAUACGGGAGAAGAGAGACCUGAGACUCGUAUUGGCUUGAAGACUUUCAGGGUGUUCCUAAGUGAGAUCGCAACUUGGGCAAGAACAGAGAAGAUCGUCUCGAAUGGAUUCCAACAAAGGGUCGAUCGCACGAUUGCUGAACACGAACUCAUCGACCGUCUCUUCUAUUUCUGGGACACCUCUUAUAGAGGCGCGUUAUCUCUUCAGGAUCUCGUGUCCGGCCUAAACGGCGUGAUGUUCAACGACCUCAUGGAGAACAUCGAGUGGUUCUUCAAUUUGCAUGACAAGAACAAGGAUGGCUACCUUACGAAAGACGAAGUAUUGACCUUGUCUGAGUCCCUACUGUUUAUCUUCCGGUUCGAGAUAGGUGAUGCUUAUCUCGGUGCUGUCAGCCGUUUCAUGUCCAACGCGUUUGAAUAUGGUGAUGCAUUGCUACCUCGACCCGACGGUAGCGACCUCGAUGAUGAGCCACCUCCGGUUGAAUCCAAUCAACCAUACAUGAACUUGGCUACCUUCCGUAUGGUUGUGCUAGCUGACGAGAUACUAGAGUCGUUCUUUGAGACCGACUUCUCAAGCACUUUCCGACUGGAACCAGUGCCCAUUAUGGAGAUUCCAAACUCAAAUACUGGUCUCUUGGGUGGUCUAUGGCAGAAUAUCGCGAGUGACGAUAAUCGUAAGAUAUUCCAGAAAGUCACAGACGAGAUCGGCAAGACCAUUGGCAAGCACCAGGUCUUCCACCGUCCAGCCAUUGGCAAGUUCACUCAUCUGGAGGAACCUAAGGCCCGAGAAUCACUUCUCACGGGUACAAUGCGUCGUUCUGCUUCCAAGUCAAGCUUGACCGCAACAGAGAGCUCCUCAGGCGUUGCCGCUCCAUCGGCGUUGCAAACUUCAUCCUCAUCCACCCUUACGGUGGAUCAACAGAGCCUCGCAUCAGAUAUCUCAUCGUCAGAGUUCUCACCUAUGCCCUCUAUCUUCCAAGCUGCUGCCAACGCUGCAGCGAUGAUGGAACGUACACCAUUUGCAAUUGACGAUGCGAAGGACGAUGACGAAGAAAGUGAUGAUGGCAGUGAGAUUGCGGAUGACGGUGUGAUGGACGAGGUCGAUGCAUUCCUUGAAGCUCACGAUUCUGGUCUGACUGAAGCAGAAAGAGAACUUGCGAAAGACCUCAUAAACGCGGAGCCGGUGAAAUAGUAGAGUAAUAUUCAUAUCGUCCACAGCCUCACAAUGAAAUUCCCUUGCAUCUACACAUGUUUUCGUCGUUUUUGGCAUUGUAUACUAUCUAUAAAGACGCACUCUGGAU
Somion occarium is the source of this 3255-nucleotide messenger RNA. The record is from the annotation of a GenBank genome assembly. Lineage: Eukaryota; Fungi; Basidiomycota; Agaricomycetes; Polyporales; Cerrenaceae.